AUGGCGUGUCGCGGUCUCUGCUGCUGUUCCUCGCCCGGCUUUGGCAUCUUCACCGAAGACACUGCCCGGGUUCUGCUCCUGGCCGCCCUGAGUAUUCUGUACAUGGGCUGCGGAGCUGCCAUCUUCUCCGCUAUAGAGCGGCCCUCUGAGCUGGAAGCCUUUCAGAAGUGGCAGACGACGCUUGAAAACUUCUCCCAGAAGUACAACCUGGCCUUGGCGGAGCUGCGGGAUUUUCUGUUGGAGUACGAGGCGGCCCACCUGGCCGGUAUCCGAGUAAACAAAACGCGGCCUCGAUGGGACUUAGUGGGGGCCUUUUAUUUCGUAGGCACCGUGGUCUCUACUAUAGGAUUCGGCACAACCACACCAACUACCAGAACAGGCAAACUUUUUCUGAUAUUUUAUGGCCUCAUUGGCUGUGCAGGGACCAUAUUAUUCUUCAACUUAUUCCUGGAGCGUCUGAUCACAAUCAUAACAUGUGUUAUGAAGUCUUACCAUAAGAAGCAACUAAAGCGAAAAGGUACACAUCCUGGAAACGUCCAGCAGGCUGUUGGGAAUGAUGAACUGGGCAGCUUAGCUGGAUGGAAGCCCUCUGUGUAUUAUGUCAUGCUUAUCUUGUGCCUGGCAUCAGUCAUUAUUUCCUGUAGUGCCUCUGCUAUGUACUCAGCAACAGAAGGAUGGAGUUAUGUUGACUCCCUCUAUUUUUGCUUUGUGGCCUUCAGUACUAUUGGUUUUGGUGACCUGGUGAGUGGUCGGAAUACAUACUACAAAAAUCAGCAGCUUUACCAGUUUGGCAAUUGUGUCUUUAUACUCAUGGGGGUAUGUUGUAUCUAUUCCUUAUUUAAUGUGAUCUCCAUUGUCAUCAAACAAUUCUUAAACUGGAUAUUAAAGAAAAUGGGCAACACAUGCCAUAAGUGCCGAAGAAAACUCUUCAGGUCACGGAGGAAUGUUGUGAUGCCAGGGACUGUGCGGAGCCAGCGCAACAUAUCAAUUGAGUCAGAUGGUGUCCUUGAGAGUGACACAGAAGGACACAGAAUAUCUGGUGAAAUGAUCUCCAUGAAAGACCUCUUAGCCUCUAACAAAGUAUCACUUGCCAUCAUGCAAAAACAGUUGUCUGAAAUUCCCUCUUGUCAUGGACCACCAGGUCCAACUUCUAUACACAAUGGAUUUGCAGGUAGUGUAGGUGCUUUGGGAAUUAUGAACAACAGGUUGGCAGAGACAAGUACUGAUUGGUAA
Candoia aspera is the source of this 1233-nucleotide messenger RNA. RefSeq names its product potassium two pore domain channel subfamily K member 13 (gene KCNK13). Bases 1 to 1233 code for a protein of 410 amino acids. NCBI's taxonomy places the organism in Eukaryota, Metazoa, Chordata, Lepidosauria, Squamata, Candoiidae. Gene Ontology annotation, cellular component: plasma membrane. The record is from RefSeq and is a predicted model, not a curated record. Gene Ontology annotation, molecular function: potassium ion leak channel activity; outward rectifier potassium channel activity. The transcript is spliced from 2 exons. Gene Ontology annotation, biological process: potassium ion transmembrane transport; stabilization of membrane potential.